UAAACUUUGUAUUAUUUACAAGAAAUACAUUUUUUUUCUUGGUGUACAAUAUAUAAAGGCAAGCAAACUCAGCUUAGGGUACACUUCUGGUCUGUUCAUUGUUUUCAGUUACUGGUCCAAAAGCCAAAAUGAACAAAUUCAUCGUGUUGUUUGCAUUUGUAGUUGCCAUUGGAACUACCCAUGCUGCAUCCGUUAGCAGCAGCAGCUCUUCCUCAGAAGAAGACAUUGCCGAAAUUGCACAGUUGUUGAACAAAAGAUUCAACAGCACCAUCAUCCUCGAUGUUAUAAAAAUGGCCGAAAAAGCUAAGGACAAGUGUCCAAAUAUUGAAGACAAAAUUGACGAGGUAGUUGAAAAAGUCGACAAAUGUAUGGACGACAUUGAAUUAGGAUCAGAAACUUUCUGCUCACUUGUUAAGAAAAACCUCGCAAAAUGCUCCAAACCACUCAUCGACCUCAUCACUAGCUGCUUACCAGAGGAAUCCAAAGACCUUCCAGUAUUGGGACAAAAAAUUAUUACUGCCAUUGUAGAUGAAGCUUGCCACACCACUGUUGAAGAACUAUUAGAAUUAUUCAACCCAUGUUUCAUGGAAAAGGAAUUCGUCUCCGUCCCAGCUUGUAGUGAAAUCAAAGAUGUUUUCGUCGCAAAUAGAAACAAGCUCCCAUCGAAGUCACUCGUUUGUUCCAUGUUACCAAAAGUGAAGAGCUGUGUUAAAGGACACGUAGAUGCUUCUUGUCAGAACCCAACCACUAAGAGAGCAACAUUGAAAUUCCACGAGGCCAUCGAUAACGCUAUUAAAUCAGACUGUGAUGCUUUAAACAAAGUUUAAAUUGGAACGAUUAAGAUAAAAAUGGCAAAUAAAUAAUUUUUUACAGAUGUACUAAAAUUUUGACAAACUGUAUACGAAACAUAUUAUUUGAUAAUAAAAAAAGUAUGAAAAAAGUUUUUGUUUUAUCUUUCUCUCUUAAUCUAUUGACUUUAUUUUUUAUAUCUCUUCUGAAUUGUUAUAUGUGCAGUUGAAAGUUUUAUUUUAAUAAAAUUAAUAAUAAUAUUAAAAAUAAAA
Molecule: messenger RNA, 1061 nt
Organism: Diabrotica virgifera virgifera (western corn rootworm)
Lineage: Eukaryota; Metazoa; Arthropoda; Insecta; Coleoptera; Chrysomelidae
Exons: 5
Coding region: 129-827 (232 amino acids)
Source: RefSeq, a predicted model, not a curated record